Pimephales promelas (fathead minnow) is the source of this 1558-nucleotide messenger RNA. NCBI's taxonomy places the organism in Eukaryota, Metazoa, Chordata, Actinopteri, Cypriniformes, Leuciscidae. The record is from RefSeq and is a predicted model, not a curated record.
CUAUCAUCCCGUUCGCGGGUAAAAUCAAAUUUUGUGAAUUGCGCGCUUUAAAAUUUGGCUUUUAGUUCAUGCUGGUUGUACCUUUGAGUGUAAUCCUAAACUGAAGAAAAUGCCGAACGCCGAAGUGCAAAUGACAAAUGGGCAUUGUGCUGACGUGGAAAACAAGAGAGAAGGUGCAGGUGGAGCAGGAAAACACUUUUCUCUGUUUUGUGACGAGCGUGGUUAUUUGAACCUGGUCGAGUACAUUCUGCAGCAGGGAAGGAGCAAAGGCGACAGAACAGGCACCGGAGUGAUCUCUGUGUUCGGGACACAGGCGAGAUACAGUCUCAGAGAUCAGUUUCCUUUGUUGACGACCAAAAGGGUUUUCUGGAAAGGCAUAUUGGAGGAGCUGCUGUGGUUUAUCAAGGGUUCAACAAAUGCCAAAGAGUUGUCACAAAAGGGCGUGAGAAUCUGGGAUGCUAAUGGCUCCAGGGAGUUUCUGGAUAAAAAUGGCUUUACUGAUCGUGAGGAAGGAGACCUGGGCCCAGUGUAUGGCUUUCAGUGGAGACACUUUGGAGCUGAAUACAAUGACAUGCACACUGAUUACUCUGGGCAAGGCGUUGACCAGUUACAGAAAGUGAUUGACACCAUCAAGUCAAACCCAGAAGACAGGAGGAUCAUCAUGUGUGCUUGGAACCCCAAAGAUCUCCCAUUGAUGGCAUUGCCCCCCUGCCAUGCGUUAUGCCAGUUUUAUGUGUCAGACGGUGAGUUGUCGUGCCAGCUGUACCAGCGCUCUGGUGACAUUGGUCUGGGUGUGCCAUUCAACAUUGCCAGCUACGCACUACUCACCUACAUGAUUGCCCACAUCACUGGACUCAAGCCUGGAGAUUUUGUGCAUACAAUAGGUGAUGCCCACAUCUAUACCAACCACAUCGAGCCUUUGAAAGAGCAGAUUCAGCGAGAGCCACGUCCAUUCCCCAAACUCAAGAUCAAACGCAAAGUUGAACAAAUUAAUGACUUCUCUGCGGAGGAUUUUGAGAUCAUCGACUAUGACCCCCAUCCUUCAAUCAAAAUGCAAAUGGCUGUUUAGAACUUUUUUUUUUUUUUUACACAAAAUGUUAUUAUCUGUUACUAACUAUUAAUUAUUAAAAUCAUUUUGACCAACAUUUGGAUUGAUUUGUCUUCAUUCUAUAUUUAUGCUGACAUCCGAUUGGUUGUAAAUAGAAGACCCGGAGGUUACAAAUACUACAACCGACCAUGAUUUUGCUAUUUGUCCAAUUGUGAUCUAGUUGAUGCAUGAAUGCUGCAUGGUAAUGAUGCAUGGAUCCAAUACUUUUACAAAACAAGCUUUUUCUUUCUUUUGCGUUUACCUGAAUACUUGACUAGAUGGGCAUUUUUACAUAAUGUGUGUCUUAAUUUGCCAUCAGAGAUAAGAGUGCGAGAACACACAGUUGGUAUCGGUACUGAAGAUACUAAAAUGUGCCUUAAUGUUGAAAUUGGUCUGUAAAUUUUAGUCUGGAAAAGUGGCAGUGGCAAGUGGUGUCUUUCUACUUCUAAUAAACUUUUUAUACCUUUAAAA